GUAAAAAACAAAAGCACGUUCCUCGAGGCAAAUAGUCUCCUUCCUCCACUUUCACCAGUCUCAGAAUGCGAGCAAUCAAGAAAAUCUGUUAAUCAAGAUCUCCCCUAAUUUUUUUCUCAAUUCCAUUUUUAGGGUUUCCUUUGCUGGGUAUCUCAAAAUCUGGGACAGCUUUUACAGCCAAAAAAAGAAAAAAUAAAAAUGAACCUCAACAUCUUCAAGAAGAAAACUUCCCCUAAAGAUGCACUGAGAGCCAGCAAAAGGGAAAUGACAGUUGCCACGAGAGGCAUUGAGCGUGAGAUUGCAUCUUUACAAAUGGAGGAGAGGAAAUUAGUGGCAGAGAUCAAGCAAACAGCCAAAACAGGAAAUGAGGCUGCCACGAAGAUCUUAGCUCGUCAAUUAGUUCGCCUCAGACAGCAAAUUACAAAUUUGCAGGGCAGUCGAGCCCAGAUCAGAGGCGUAGCAACUCAUACACAGGCCUUGUACGCAAGCACUUCCAUUUCGACUGGUAUGAAAGGUGCAACCAAAGCUAUGACUGCUAUGAACAAGCAAAUGGAACCAGCAAAACAAACUAAAAUGAUCAAAGACUUUCAGAAACAGUCUGCUCAGAUGGACAUGACGAUCGAGAUGAUGUCUGAUGCAAUUGAUGAGACACUAGACAAGGAUGAGGCUGAAGAAGAAACUGAAGAUCUCACUAAUCAGGUGCUUGAUGAGAUUGGUGUUGACAUAGCAUCGCAGUUAUCUUCGGCUCCAAAAGGGCGGAUUGCAUCGAAGAAAGUUGAAAAUGCUGCACCAAGUGCUCCUAAUGCAGCUACUGAUGUCGAAGACCUCGAAAAAAGGCUGGCCUCUUUGCGACGCGUUUGAGCUUCGUAAAAUCAAUGCCAAUUUACAUGUAUAUUGUAUCAGUUCUUACCCAUAAAUUCCAAAGAUGUAAUAAUGUUCUUAAGUAUAUCACAAUAGAGAUUAAUUACUAGUGAAAAUAUUUUCAAGACUCAAUACUGUGUUUUUAUGUACUUUCAUUUCUCGUACUACUGUCUUGAGUAGGAUGUAUUUGAGAAAAUGCAGAUAUGAUUGAUAAUGUGGAAUCUUCUUACAAGCUUCAAAUA
Striga asiatica is the source of this 1103-nucleotide messenger RNA. Lineage: Eukaryota; Viridiplantae; Streptophyta; Magnoliopsida; Lamiales; Orobanchaceae. The record is from the annotation of a GenBank genome assembly.